AUAAAAUUUAAAAUCUAAUUGAAAUUUGUUGCAUAGAUACUGUAAAUGUUUAUUUAUUUGAUUAUGUUUUCAGUACCUGUUUAAUUAUCUUUGCAUAUUUAUUUGUGUAUGUUUAUCUCUUGUUUGUUGUCUUUGGACCGACAAAAUGGACAAAAGAAAUUUGAACAUCGCGGUCAUCGGAGCUGGCGUUAUCGGUUCCUCCGUAGCUAAAGAACUGCAGAAAGAACUUCGAAACUCCAACAUUACCGUCAUCGCUGACGCCUUCCACGAGGACACGGCUAGCUGUGUGGCGGCCGGUAUCUUCAGACCUGGCCCGAGUUUCAAAGGAUCUACUCGCGAAAUCACAAAACAAUGGAUCGACUAUUCUUGGAACUAUUGGAGCGAGAUAAUGAACUCUUCGGAUGCCGCACAAGCGGGAAUAAUGCCGCUUCCAGUCUAUAUAUUCUCAAAAACCAACUACCACGUGACCAGGAACCACUUGAUCGAAGACCUGGUACCGAUAUACAGAGAGUGUGAUGUAGAUGAAUUAAAAAUGUGCGGGAAAGGUUGGAAGUACGGCUCCUAUUACUUAACAUUGAAAAUCGAGUGUGAUAAAUACCUGCCAUGGAACGAAGUUUUAUUUAAACAAAACGGGGGUAAAAUACUGAAACAAAAGGUCGAAUCUUUUUCGUCCUUAAAAGAUUAUAACUUGGUGUUUAACUGCACAGGAAUGGGUUCAAAAUACCUCUGCAAUGACCACGAUCUAGUACCGAUUAGAGGUCAAGUAAUAAAAGUCAACGCGCCAUGGUUGAAGACAUCAUUUUAUGGGGACUACGAUACUUAUGUUAUACCAGGCAUGGAUGGCAACGCAACUUUGGGCGGCUGCAGACAGUACGACAGCUACAAUAUGGAGGUGGAUAAAUAUGAUUCGGCCUCUAUUUGGGAGAGAUGUUGCGAUCUGGUACCUUCGUUGAAGAAAGCUAAGGUUAUAGGACAUAAAGUAGGACUUCGUCCGCAUAGAGUACCAGUUCGAGUUGAGCGGGAAGUGAUGGAUGGUUUGAGCGUGGUACAUUGUUAUGGGCACGGUGGGUACGGGGUGAUGGUAGCUCCGGGAACCGCGAAAACGGCUGUACAGAUAGCCGUUGAUGCUCUGAAGAGAAAUUCUCAAAGUAAAUUGUAAUUCAGGCGACUUGUUUAGUUAAUAAGUAAUAUACAUGUAGAAGUAAAUAUUGUUUGUAAAACCCAAUAUUAUUUUUAUAUUUUUAUUCUAAACCCUUUUAGUUCUAUUUAGGUAAGUUCCAAUAAUCGAAAAAAUCAGAAAUACCCUAUUUAUUAUAUAUUGACAUAAUAUACGA
Bombyx mandarina (wild silkworm) is the source of this 1334-nucleotide messenger RNA. It is a transcript of the gene Daao1, whose product is annotated as D-amino acid oxidase 1. Gene Ontology annotation, biological process: D-amino acid catabolic process. Gene Ontology annotation, cellular component: cytoplasm. Lineage: Eukaryota; Metazoa; Arthropoda; Insecta; Lepidoptera; Bombycidae. The record is from RefSeq and is a predicted model, not a curated record. Gene Ontology annotation, molecular function: FAD binding; D-amino-acid oxidase activity.